Durusdinium trenchii is the source of this 888-nucleotide messenger RNA. The record is from the annotation of a GenBank genome assembly. NCBI's taxonomy places the organism in Eukaryota, Dinophyceae, Suessiales, Symbiodiniaceae.
AUGCCGCCCAAAAGCACCUUGCCAAAGUACACCAUCAGGGUUGGGCUGAUUUGGGCCGUGCCUUUGGGAACUUUGCUUUUGGGCUGCUUCCAUUGGACUCCGCUGCUGUUGGCGCUGCUGCUGACGCCCCUGGAAGUCCCCAAGAUUCGAACCCGGCUCUUUGGCGGCCGCGCAAAGAAACUGUUGCCCUGUUUGAAGGUACCAGCUUUGCUACGGCUGUCUUUCCUGUGGGUUCUUCAGGUUUGGUUCAUCAUCCUGUGGAGAGCCAAUUCUCAAGAUGCUCCCAGCAUCAGUGACACCUUCGACGAGGCUCGGAUUUCGGUGGUCCUGCCCUGCGCCGGAGAGGGUCUUUACGCUCUCAACACGGUGCGCGCAGUGUACGAAUCCCUGCCACCGGGCCUCCUGCGAGAGAUCAUCGUGGUGGAUGACGGCAGUCAGCCGCCCUUGUCGGAGAGUUAUCUCACCCAGGAGGUCUUAGACCGCUAUGGCGUGACACUGAUCCGCCAUGCGGAGACGGUCGGCCUCAUAGGUGCCAAAAAGGAUGGCGGAGACGCUGCCACUGGCGAAAUCAUCGUCUUCUUUGAUUGCCACGUAGCACCUCAGCCUGGCUGGCACGAGUCCUUCCUCAGGCUCAUUGGAGAGAACUAUCGCCGAAUCGUGACGCCGGUGAUCACCGACUUGGACGUGGGGACGUGGCAGCAACGUCCAGGCGGCGGUGGACAGGCCAAGUGCUACUUGACCUGGGACGCGGACUUCAAGUGGUUUGAAUCCGACGACCCCUACGUGCCCAUUUUGUCCGGUGGCCUUUUAGGCAUCAGCAAGCGCUGGUGGAACGAGACCGGAGGCAGGGCUCCUGGCAUCGCUACUAGGGGCUCCUGGCCUUACUAG